UUUAACAAACACAGCAUAUAUCAUAUGCUCUGGUAUUUACUUUUCUCAUAAGAUGUACCAAACAUCAAUUUGAUCAUUAUAUCUCAUGCAUCUAAUGUAGACAACAGUUAUGCCAAUCAAUUACAAGAAUUGCUUUUUUAAAUUUUGAACAGAUUUUUUGUUCUUAAGAUAAUUGCUGUUUAUUCAAAGGUCUUCCACUGCGAGUUGAUAACCUUCGCCUUUAAAUCACCUUCGUACAUUGUUUGUGAAGCCAGCAUUGAAGACGGUGUCAUCUCAGAAAUGCCUCUACGCCGGCAGCUUCCAUUAAUUACAUUCCGGUUGACAAUAUGGAUGAAAGCAAACUAAUAUUUUAUUAAUAAAGUUAUGAGUUUAUAUGAUAUACCUGUGUCUUAUCGUACUAGCGCACAUGCAUUACUUCGUCUGCCUAAGCAAAAUCAAAUGAAGAUCGACCACUGAACACAUAUACCAAGGUUUUUCAAAAUGAAUGUGAUUUAGUUUGCAGCCUUGAGAAAAUAACGUAGAUCUAUCAUUGGUCAUUGGAAGCUGAACCUAUGCAAGGCGGGACAAUACGACGUCACACGGAUGCGAGACGUUGUGUGGUAUCAAGCUCGUGCCAGAAACGUCAACUUUUGACGCUUGUGGGUCAACGGAAUGAACGAUGUUGUGCCAGUGUUGGUGCUGUCAGAGUAUCUAGAGAUAAACAGGUCACAAUUGCCUGGUCGGUCUACGCUUGCCAAAUGAUUGUCACAGGGAACUAACUAGGCCUAUCCGUGAAAAUUUAUUCGUCGUACUUCAGGCAGACAUAGGUCAACAUUCGAAGUGCUUUUAUGGCUGGCAUACUUUGUUCCUGCAAUAAAGGGGAUGCCAGAAGAAAUCGUUAAGCUGUGUGGCUUGAACAGCUGUGUCAAACCCGCCGUGGACUCUUGUUGCAUGCGGACGGAGGCUCUUGGGCACCCUCUUACCAGAACGCUGCCUGUCUGCUUACGCUCCAAGGUGCUUUAACGCUUGUCAGCUGGGGAAAUGAUCUUCUUGCGCAUGAAACGCCAAAUAUUUAUUCUCUGAACAAGACGUUACAGCACGGAAACGGAAUAUAUCAGGAACAAAAAACAUGUGGUAGUAUCGUCCGUCCAUCGUUAACAUGGAGUGGCUACGGCAAAAAUUUUUUGCCGCAAGUGAUCGCCAAGACAUUCCCCUUGUCGGAAUGAAUGGCAAAUACGAAAGAUAUGCAUCAACAGAGGACGACAGCAUUUCAGUAAACAUUGACGAAAAAACGCGAAAGAAAAAGAAGAUGGACAAUGUAGGCUACAAACUUGCCAAGCGCAAGACAUUUUUCGCCCGCAGGCGGAAAGUUGCGGAUGCGACUUUUGCCCUGGCCCUUUUGGGAAUCAUGAUCAUGAUCGUGGAAACGGAGUUUACGAUUAGUGGAACCUACUCUAAAGAGUCAGCGGCGUCUUUCUUCAUGAAGACGCUUAUCACAAUCUCAACUCUGGCGCUCAUGGGUUUUUUGGCCUGGUACCACGUCAUUGACGUGAGACUGUACAUGAUAGACAAUAACAUUGACGACUGGAGGCUGGCGAUGUCCAAAGAGAGAGUGCUAAAGAUCGUGGUCGAGUUCAUCAUUUGUGCCAUUCAUCCACCACCGGGAGACACAAAUAUCGACUGGAUUUCUAAAAAUAUGAGGACAAACGACCAGACGGUAAAUACAAUUUCGGUGGACAUCAUAUUUUCUCUCCCGAUGUAUCUUCGGCUCUAUCUCAUCGGUCGAAUUUUGUUGCUGCACAGCCGGUUGUAUUGCGACGCAUCCUCGCAAUGUUUAGGUGUGCUCAACCGCAUCCAUUUCAACUUUGGCUUCAUCUUCAAAUCUCUUAUGAACAUCUAUCCAGAGCGAGUGCUGGCUGUCAUCGUCUGCGGAGUCGUAUUCAUUGCUAGCUGGUCUAUUCAUUUGUGCGAGUUCUCCAGUGAAAAUCCCGAGGAGCACCUGAAUUUGUGGGACUCUCUUUGGAUGAUAACCAUCACCUUUCUCACUGUCGGCUAUGGUGACACGUAUCCCCGAUCUCCGUGCGGGCGUGGUAUAGCAGUGCUUACCGGCUUGCUUGGAGUCGCAAUGACCGCUUUAGUUGUGGCGGUGUUGGCUAACAAACUAGAACUGUCACGGGCUGAAAAGUACGUUCAAAACUUUGUGAUCGACGUAGAGCUAGAGAAAAGUCUAAAAAAUUCGGCAGCUAAUAUUCUACGCGAAGGAUGGCUAGUUUAUAAGCUGAAAAAGCAACAUGCUGAAAAAUCACGCAUCCGUGCCCACCAAAGGAAACUGCUUAAGUCAAUAGCCCAGAUUCGAGACUUGAAACAAGAAAUACGGAAAUCCACAGAUAAUAACAUUACUAUGGUGGAAAUGGGUAAACAGCAACAGCUAAUUUAUGAUGACGUAUACCACAUGAAAACACGACAAAAAGAACAAGAGGCUGAAUCUUUAGAAAUGAAGGAAAAGCUUAACAGCAUCGACAGUAAAGUUGAAGACAUACAACGAAUCCUCUCUGAACUUCUGCGAAAACGCACUGAGCGUUCGACUUAAAGUGGUAGAAACUUGUUGGUGUCACCUAAAGGCAUUUGAUUACUUAAAGACGAAGUUCAGACUGAAGUUAAAGUAGAGCUUAACAUUACAGCGCAAUAACAAUAACAACAACAACAACAACAACACACACAAAAAAAAAAAAAAAAAGAAAAAGCAAAGAUCAACUUUUACCAUUGUUAUUUACACCUACAGGCUCAGCUUUGCAUGGCGGAGGAAUUCAUAUAAUGGCUAAUUAUUAAUUUAUUAUGUGAAGCCAUACAUUCCGAUUUGCUGAUGGAACAUGAGACAUGUAUAUCAACCACAACGGUUCUUCGUCACCAAAUCCAUUUUAUCGGUGAAACGUAUAGCAAAGCCAGGAUAUGUUUAAUUAACUGUGUUAGAAAUCAAUGGACAUCCGAUUGAUGCCGUAGUACAAUACUAAACAUACUGUUUGAUUAUCAAUAAUGUACAUUUUAUGUAGUUAGCUAUUUGGCAACAGAGUGGUGUAAUAUGAUUAUAGAUAAAAUUAACAAGUAGUAUGCAAAACUAAACGAAAAAAAUAGUAUUAUUUUUUCAGAAUUUAAGUAAGGUUUAUGGUGCACUUUGUUAGAAAGGGACAUUUCACUUUAAGAUAUUAGAUAUAAUGUAUAGAGCUGAAUUUUCAAAACUGAACGCAGUUUAUUCUUCCAUCACGCCAUUAAAUCUUCAGUAAAAUUUAUUGAUUUACAUAAGUAAAUGAUUAUUAGUUCCGACUAACGGGCGUCAUUGCGUAGACUGAACAUGUUCAUGAUAUUAUGUUUCCGACAGGAAAUAAGUUUCUCCCAACGAUAUACCAUAAAAAGAGCAGGACCUCGUAUGUGUUACGAAAGGCUGCCACUGUUAUAUCAACUGUGUAUGUGGUAAUAGUGGCUAAGUCCCGCAUUUUAGUUUGGUCCAUUGUAUGGAUGAUUAUGGAAAAAUUAAGUAUCAUAGCACUGUGUUGAUCAGCUAUUUAAAAUAAAACAACUAAGGAAAACAAACCCAAUACCCUGAUACAAGACAUCGUCUGAAACGUUAUAGUAGGGUUUUCUUUGAAUAUAUUAUUCAGCGAGAACGAGGCUUUCCUGGGACUUGUAGUUACUGAAUCGGGAUCGGAGAGCUGUUGGUCUGUUUAAAGAUUAAUGUUGCAUGUGGCAUAUCCUCGUUUUAUGCUAGUACUAAAUAUUUUACAAAGCAAAUGUACAAAGUGCAUCCAUACCUUGGAAAUUCAUUUACAUUAAAUGAACAUAAACAUACAUGUAGACAUGACAAAGCAAAUAUGAUUAAUUAUGAAACGUGCGGAUUGAGCAUUUGAUAUUUCAUUAUUUCAAACUGCAAUUUCAUUUCAAAUACAAAAUAAAC
Molecule: messenger RNA, 3928 nt
Organism: Lingula anatina
Lineage: Eukaryota; Metazoa; Brachiopoda; Lingulata; Lingulida; Lingulidae
Product: small conductance calcium-activated potassium channel protein
Source: RefSeq, a predicted model, not a curated record